Phascolarctos cinereus (koala) is the source of this 3771-nucleotide messenger RNA. RefSeq names its product myocardin related transcription factor A (gene MRTFA). Gene Ontology annotation, molecular function: transcription coactivator activity. Gene Ontology annotation, cellular component: nucleus. Gene Ontology annotation, biological process: positive regulation of transcription by RNA polymerase II; smooth muscle cell differentiation. Lineage: Eukaryota; Metazoa; Chordata; Mammalia; Diprotodontia; Phascolarctidae. The record is from RefSeq and is a predicted model, not a curated record.
UCUAUGGGACCCUUCCUUGCUUCCAGUAUGCACAGCUCUACUCAUUGAGAUCAUCCCAGUGCUUGCUAUUGAAAUUUGGGUGGAAGAGGGAGGCAUCUGCCUAGUCUGAGUCCUGGCUGGAAGAAACACUCCCUUCAGUGUCCCCUUCCCCAAAUGUGAUCGGGCUGGGGCAGCUGGCAACUUAUUACUCUGCAGAAAUGAAAUAGCAGCCUAGAAAGUGGUGGUGAGCAGACCUUUUCCAAGCAGCAAACUGCCUCUUUAAGGGGGUGAGGGAAGUCUGGCUUAUUGCAACAUCUGCUUCUGGAGCCCAAAAUCCCCUCCAGCAUGCUGGAGGAGAAGACUAAUAUCCUACAGUGUGCCUCUGGAAUUCUGCCACUCUCGGGGAUUGGGCUGAAGCAAGGGCAGGACAUUGACUCAGCAGGAUGCCAGGAUCCAUACCACAAUUUGCGGGAAGUGCUCCAGUUGAAGCUUCAGCAAAGACGGACCCGGGAGGAGCUGGUGAGCCAAGGGAUCAUGCCGCCUCUGAAAAGUCCAGCUGCGUUUCAUGAGCAGAGAAGGAGCUUGGAGCGGGCCCGGACAGAAGACUAUUUGAAACGGAAGAUCCGUUCGAGGCCAGAGAGAUCAGAGCUGGUCAGGAUGCACAUUUUGGAAGAGACCUCAGCUGAACCUUCCCUCCAAGCUAAACAGCUAAAACUGAAGAGAGCCCGGCUGGCUGAUGACCUCAACGAGAAGAUUGCCCAGCGGCCAGGCCCCAUGGAACUGGUGGAGAAGAAUAUCCUUCCGGUGGAGUCCAGUCUGAAGGAGGCCAUCAUCGUGGGACAGGUCAAUUAUCCCAAAGUGGCUGACAACUCUUCCUUUGAUGAGGACAGCAGUGAUGCCCUGUCCCCUGAGCAGCCAGCCAGCCAUGAGUCCCAGGGUUCGGCACCAUCACCGCUGGAGGGUCGAGGCACUGAGCCCCUGGCCACUUCUAUUUCUGUGUCCCCUCCUCAGGUGGUGUCCCAGCUCCAAGUGUGCCCCGACUCCAGUGAACCUGCUUUCCUGGCAGAGCAGCUGUCUCCUCUGCCAGCUCCACCUUUGCUGCCACCCAGCCUCCCUAAUGGAGGUACUGCUCCCACUGCCAAGCCCACCCCGACACUCAUCAAGCAAAGCCAGCCCAAGGCCCCAGGGGAGAAGCCCCCACGCAGCAAGAAGGCCAAGGAUCUGAAGCCCAAAGUGAAAAAACUCAAGUACCAUCAGUACAUCCCCCCUGACCAGAAGCAGGACAGAGGGGCGCCCCCCAUGGACUCCUCCUACGCCAAGAUCCUGCAGCAACAGCAGCUCUUCCUCCAGCUCCAGAUCCUCAACCAGCAGCAGCAGCACUACAACUACCAGACCAUCCUGCCCGCCCCGCCCAAGCCCGUGGGUGAGGCCCAAGGUAGCAGCAGCCCUGCCUCUCUACGUGCUGUCCCUGCUGCCCUGGGCAGCUCAGCCUCUGGCCCACCGGGGCCCACCGGCCUUGUGCGCCAGAACUCCGUGACUGGCAAACUGGGCCCGCUUCCCUCCAACCUGGAUGACAUGAAGGUGGCCGAGCUGAAGCAGGAGCUGAAGAUGAGAGCUCUCCCUGUCUCGGGCACCAAGACAGACCUGAUUGAGCGCCUCCGGGCAUAUCAGGAACACGCGGGGGUCCCCGGCUCCGCCUCCGGAGCCCCCAAGCCUGGGGCCGCCCCCAUCCUCGCCAAAGCCGGGGAAGUGGUGGUGGCCUUCCCGGCGGCCCGGCUGAGUGCGGGCCCCGCCCUGAUGGCCGCGGGCCUGGCGCCCACCGAGGUCGUCGUGGCCACCGUGACCAGCAACGGGAUGGUGAAGUUCGGCAGCACGGGCUCGACGCCCCCGGUGUCUCCGACGCCCUCAGAGCGCUCCCUGCUCAGCACAGGCGAUGAGAACUCCACCGGUGCUGGUGGCGACGCCUUUGGGGAGAUGGUGACCUCGCCCCUGACGCAGCUCACCCUGCAGGCGUCCCCGGUGCAGAUCCUGGUGAAGGAGGAGAGCACCACUGCCCGGGCCGAGCGGCUCGGCCGAGACCUUGAGAGCCGUGACAAGGACCAGAUGCUGCAGGAGAAGGACAAGCAGAUCGAGGAGCUGACGCGCAUGCUCAAGCAGAAGCAGCAGCUGGUGGAGAUGCUGAGGCUGCAGCUGGAGCAAGAGAAGCGCGCCCAGCAGGCGGCUCCCCGUCCGCCGGCCCCCGCCCUCCUGGCUCAGGUGAAGCAGGAAGACGGCUUCUCCAGCUGCCAGCUCACGGGGCCAUCCGCGGAGCCCAGCGCUGCACCGGUGCUGGCGGUGACGGUGAAACAGGAGGCGCUGCCUGAGGAGGAGCCUCCCAGCUGCCUCCUGGCACCAGACCUGAGCAGCCUCCUCCCAGGGCCUCCCCCAGGGCUCAUCACGGAUGCCACAGGGACUCACAUCAUCCUCACCGUGACCAAGCGGGACACGGAGGACUCGGCCGACAACGAGGAGCCUGGAGAAGCUGGCGGCGGCCAGAGCCCCUCCCAGGGUCCGCCCAGUCCGGGACCGUCCCCACUCCUGCCCUUCUCAGUCCCCCCUGGCCUGCAGUCAUUCUUUCCAAAUGGCUUCCACAAGACUGCCUUGAAAGCAAGUGUGGCCACGCCCAGCAGCCUGCCCAAGAAGGCCUCCUCAGAGCCCAGUUCCCCAGCAGCCCUCCAGACCUCCCAGAUGGAGCUGGACCACCAGUCUCAGACACUGUUUGAGGCAGCUCCUGGGGCCAGCCGCCUGCCCACCCUGGUGAAGAAAGAGCCCCCUGGCUAUGAUGAGGCUGUGAAGCAGCAGCCCAAGCCCCAGGAGGAAAAUGGUUCCUCAAGCCAGCAGAUGGAUGAUCUCUUUGACAUCCUCAUCCAGAGUGGAGAAAUUUCAGCUGACUUUAAGGAGUCCUCGCCUUCACCGGGGAAGGAUUCAAGCCCCGCCCUGCCCUGCCCUUCCCCAGUGACCCCCCAGCCUCCUCCGGAGGUGCCCCUGCCCCUGGGUACCAGCCCUGCCCCCGGCCGCCUGGAAGACUUUCUGGAGAGCAGCACGGGGCUGCCCCUGCUGACAGGGGGGCAGGAGGGACCGGAGCCCCUGUCCCUCAUUGAUGACCUCCACAGUGAGAUGCUGAGCAGCUCUGCCAUCCUGGACCACCCGCCUUCCCCUAUGGAUACUUCUGAAUUGCACUUUGCCCAUGAGCCCAGCACCAGCCUGGGUCUGGACUUGGCCGAGGGCCAUCUGGACAGCAUGGACUGGCUAGAACUGUCGGGGGGGCCUGUCCUCAGCCUGGCGCCCCCUAGCAACAUGGCCCCCAGCCUCUUCUCCACAGACUUCUUGGAUGGCCAUGAUCUGCACCUACACUGGGAUUCCUGCUUGUAGCCUCCAGCUUCCAGGGAAGAAGGAAGGGAUGGCCUGACCGCCCUGGGAGUGGGCGCUCUGGGCAGCUGUCGGCCUUUUCCCCUGCCGCCGGCUGCCCCCUCCCGUCUGGGACCACAGCUGGGGGCAUCGGGCCAGGCUGGGGAAGUUGCUAUGUGGCCUCCAUUUUCGAGGCCUGAGGUGCCAUGUUUUUAUCCAGGGCAGGACUGGGAGAGGAUCAGACCUGCCUGCCCAGCUCCCAGCCCUUUCUCCUCAGGGAGGAAACCCCCUGGGCCAUCUUAGUGCAGCCCUAGUACAGCGGUUGUACAAACAAGAAAUGUUCUGUACAGGUCUGUAAAUAGCUCAAUAUUUUAUAUAUAUAUAUAUAUAUAUAUAUAUAUAUAU